AUGGAGGAUUUGCAACUCGACUUCUCAGGUAACAAAUCCUUUUGUAUAUUUGUGUGGGAACAGUGCAACGAGCAGACUGCUCGGCCUCUGAAGAAAUUGCGUCAAGCAAGGUAAUGCAGAUUCUGGAAUCCCGGAAAGUUCUGCUGGUAGAAUCCGGAAUCCGGAAUCCAAGUUCCAGUGACAAAAAAAUCGAAAACCAGUAGCUCUGGAAUCCACAACGUGGGAUUCAGAAUAUAAUCCAAGACUGUCUUGGAUCACCUUACACGGGGGCCAAAGAAAUGUUCGCGUUUUCUAUUGGUUAACGGAAUGGGAAUCUUUUCUUUAUUAUCUUUGCUUGACAUUUUUAGCCUAACUAAUUAUCUAAUAAUAUAUAUGUUAUUCACCGGCUGGGAGUUCCUUUAGGGCGGUACUCAAACAGAGGGCACAGUUUCUCCCAAUACGGACCGACCUAGGUCGGUGAAUAACAUUUUUAUUUUUUUCCUACUGCAGAGAUUUAAAAGUAUCAAAAAAAUUUUCCUUCAUUCUCCAACCUAUGUGUGUUGAAGUAGGACGAGUUCGUUGAUGAAGCGCGCAAUCGAUUGCAAACCAAAACAAAACAUUACAACAUGAUUUUUAGCUCUGUAAUUUAUAUUAUUGCACUUUAGGGACCGUUCAUUUUUUAUGGGGUAGGGGGGGGCUGGUGGGAUUUGGAGGAGUGUAAUUUGAAAAUUGUAUGACCCCCCCCAAUUUCCGAUUUUUUUCGCAUGGCCCCCCCUCCUCAUCAGAGUAAUUUUUUUUGGAAGGCCUCCCCCAUGAAUAAAAAAAUACAUAAGGUAUUAAAAGAAGUUACUGCAUUAAAAUUUCGUUUUGUUACAUUUCACGUAAUUUAGUGAAAGAAAGCAGAAAGCUAGAAAGCUGUUUUUAACAAAUCCUCACUCAAAAGAAUGAAAAGUCAAUUUCAGCUCUUCUUGUUACUGCUCGUCCUGAGCGUGUUGUAGCUGGCCGCUUGUCUACAUAUUCCUCGUCUGAGGCGAUAAAAGCAAGAACGACAUCAUUUGAGUCGUCUUCAGAGUCAGGGGCAUCACUCUUGUAAUCAUCAUCAGUUUCUUCUCCCUCACUGCUUUCACCACUGCUGUCUAGUUGACCUGAUUCAUUGCUGCCUCUCACUUAGGCUUGACCUGUUCUGAGAGUAUUCAUCUGCAGGAAGUGUCCCAUAAUUGUCUUCACUUUGUCAUUCUUGCUGCUCUUCUGAUGCUGUUUUAAUAGCCCAUGAUGUUGUAAGUAUUUGUUCAAUUCUGGCACACGGAGCUUUUUUAGCUUGGCGGCAUCUUCGCACAAAGUAGCCCAAUGAUAAUCAUCAUAGGACUUUUGUCUUGCCUCCCUACUUUCCCUUGCCCUUUCCGCCAGUCUCUUCUUUUUUUUAAACUCUAUGACCUCAAGAUGCUGGAGAUAGUCAACCACAAACUUUGGUUUCACAAUGAAUUUGUCUCCAAAUCUAGUUACGCUCUCUGGGUCAGACAAAACUACGCUACCACUGGCAUGUGCCUUUUUCAACUGGACUCUUGGUUGCCAAUCGUCUGGAUCACGCCCCUCAUUUGGGGUCUGCUGAUAAGGAAGGUAGUGGUACUGUGGAAGCAGCCAAGGUUUCAGGGGAAUUAGAAAACCUCGAAAAAAAGGAGACCUUUGACCAGGUCUUCAAGGGCUUAACAGGACACUAUGUGUCAAAAAAAAGAAAAUUAAAACAAAACCGUAGGAAAUCAAAGGGUAGAAAACGCAAACGGUUUGAAAACAACGUCCUACGCGUGUAUCAUAUCUGCGUUGCAAAUCCCCUUGCAAAAGAGCUUCCCAAUUGUCUUCUUUAUCCUCCCUCCAUGACAAUUCCGGAAGCGUGCAUAAACGUUGAAGAUGUAGCAGCAUUGUUGCUAACACGGGAUGCAGCAUUCACCGCUCACCUACUGCAAUCAAGCUACUUCAGCAACGCGGCACAAAGCAGGCUUAUUACCAACCUUAAGCCAGAAGUAAGAAACAGGAUGUAUUGCUUCCUGCAUCCUGAAGAUUAUAGCUCAAACGUCGGAGACACGAACAAAGAGGAAGAAGAAAACGACGAAGAAGAGGAAGAAGAGGAAGACAACGAAGAAGAACAGGAGGAAGAAGAAGAGGAACACAGCGACGACGAGAUCGAAGAGAACGUCGAAAAUGAGGAAGGGGACACCUCGUAGUAGUUUCAUGCCCCUCCCAUUAAAUUUCUCAGAGAAAAGCUCUGGUAACGAGGUCAGUUCCAAUUCAGGACUCAAAUUAUUGGUUUUAAUUAUAUGAGCUUGACAACAACAUUUUUAUGAAUGAAAAGAAAGUUGUUGCUAUUCAAGACUGUUAUUAUGGUACGUUCACUGUCCUUAUAAAAUAUAAAAGCUGUUGAGAAGUUUUCUUGUUACCCUGGAACUGUUUUAGCAUAUUUGUUAUAAAUAAAAGAGCACAAUUUUUCUUCCAUUUGUAAACAUCUCUUAUCCUAUUUUUAAUCUAAUUUUUUCGUCCGACCCCCCCCCCUUUCCUUCAUUUUUUUCGGCUGCCCCCCCCCCUUGAAUGAAAAAUGAACGGUCCCUUAUACUGCUCUCUUUUAGAAUAACGAAAGGUUUUUGUGUCUUGAUAGACAAUUUAUAAUCUGAUGGCGUCAAACAAGGUUAACAGAAUUGACGAGCUUGAUAUUAAAACCCCCAGGAAAAAAAAGCAAGGAUUUUUUUCGGCUGAAUAAUUCAAAAAUUGCUUUACUGCGCUUUUCACAAACAUGCGAACUCUAAAGUUCAAAAGCCGCCUUCAACAACCUUUUCUGAUAAGUAGAAAACUAGCGUGGCAAAAUUCAAUGAAAAACGACAGAAUCUAGACUAUUCAUACAGAAAAAAUGGAAAACAAAACUACAAACAGAGCAAAAAUGUCCAAUAAAUGGUGCAUAAAAGCAGUACUGUAAGUACUUGCAGUACUUAAGCGCGGUUAAUUAUAAAGCUAGUGAACCGACAUCACGAGCCACCUGUUUUGCCUACUUUAGCAGUUUUCGUGGCUGACUUGCUUGAUUCUACCUUCAGAUUUUUUGUCUGAAUAAUAAUUUCCUAGCUAAUGCUAAUAGCAGCGUAAGUCAUUAAAAGAAAAAUGGUUUGAAAAUGACGGUUUUUCUCAUUCACAAAAAACAAAAAAAAUUGGCAAUGAAACUGCCAACGGUGGCCAAGAUCGUAAAAUACCGCCUGCUCUCGGCGGAACCAAUCAGAUUGCAGGAUUUUGAGGAUUCCGCCCGCUCGCAAGCUUGGAAAAAAAUAUAUUAUAAAAUUUACUGUAGCUUUUGAGGGAGACUAUUCCUUUUACAGUCAAGCCAGGUCAAGCGUACCCCCCAAAAUCCCAUUAAUAGAAUCUUGGGGGGUACGCUUGACCUUUUUUGACUGUAAUCCUGGUGGUUUCCUUUGGGCUUCCUCGCCAUUAGCUUUUUAAGAUUUAGAACUUCUUCUGCUUUGCAUAUCUUAUGGCAAAGCAAUAAACUUGACUCUUGAACUUGAAACCUAUGUCAUAAGGUUUAAGCUGCGAUGGCGAAUUGAGCAUUGACGCAAAUCUAGAGCUUAACCUGGGAGGCGACACUGGUGGAAUUGAUUUGGGUCAGAUUCAGUUUCCUAAUCGACAAGCAAGGCAGAUACUGUCUGGAACUUCUCAGGCUCGACCGAACCUUGGUGGUGUUGUAUUGGCACAACCUGGCAUCCAACUUCAAGGCACAUCUCAGGCUCGACCGAACCUUGGUGGUGUUGUAUUGGCACAGCCUGGCGUCCCACUUCAAGGAAAUUCUCAGGCUCGACCGAACCUUGGUGGUGUUGUGUUGGCACAAUCUGGCGUCCCACUUCAGACAGCACAACCUACUGGUCAACAAUCAGUCCAAGUUUCUACUACGUCAUAUACCAAUGUAAGACUACGUCUUAAGACCAUUGUAACGUUUUUUAAUGCGCCAACAGGUAAAAAGAAAUAAAAAUUAUCACAAGCUGGAGAAAUAAGGUACUCUUUCCCAAUCUUCAUCGAAAUGUCGAUGCACUGUACUGAUGACACACGCUUCUUGUAUUAUUUGGCCUUCAUGUUUUUACAUGGGGCCGGAGUAAACAUCGGCUCAACCGCCGUAAAAAGUAAAAGGAGUGAGCAGUAGUUACAUCUCACCUACCAUGAAGUUAAAAAAUAGGGAGGGAUAUUCUUCAAAAAAAGGUACCUAGUUGUCGCAAUCAUUUCAUUUUUCACGGAAUCUACAAAGAGUAAAAAGUUUUUUUCAUCAAAAGCACACGAAUUUAACUGAUUUUGAUAAAUAUCCCUCUGACUCGCGUGGUAUUCUGUUUUCGUUUCUUUGCGUUAAACUUCCUAACAGAUCUUUUUUCUUAAAUUAAAAGCUCAUUGAUUAUGUUCAAACCUUAAUGGAUCUUAAUGAUAGAUAGCACAGUGAUAAAACAGUGUUUAAUUUUUGUACUUUGCAUUGUGGCAAUUAUUUUAGCACGGUUACCAAGUUCAACCACGGCAGUACCAUGCCCCACCUGUCACCCUUCAGCAGCCUCCUUACAGUGGUGCAGCAACUGUAAUUACUACACCAAAUGGGCCACCUGUGCCACAAGUGGCACACAUGCAUAAUGGUUUACCUGUGCAGACAGCUCAGCUUGCACAAAUGCAGCAGGUAUUUUACAGUUUUACAUAAUCGUUGACGGGGCGCGGUCGUGUGAUGUGUUUCGAAGUUCCGGAAUUCGGUUGGAGAUUCAGAGUUUUUUUCUUUGUACACCAAAUGGACCACCUGUGCCACAAGUGGCACACAUGCAUAAUGGUUUACCUGUGCAGACAGCUCAGCUUGCACAAAUGCAGCAGGUAUUUUACAGUUUUACAUAAUCGUUGACGGGGCGCGGUCGUGUGAUGUGUUUCGAAGUUCCGGAAUUCGGUUGGAGGUUCAGAGUUUUUUUCUUUGUACACCAAAUGGACCACCUGUGCCACAAGUGGCACACAUGCAUAAUGGUUUACCUGUGCCGACAGCUCAGCUUGCACAAAUGCAGCAGGUAUUUUACAGUUUUACAUAAUCGUUGACGGGGCGCGGUCGUGUGAUGUGUUUCGAAGUUCCGGAAUUCGGUUGGAGGUUCAGAGUCUUUUUCUUUGUAUCUGGCAAGUAAAAUCUCCUCCCCAGAAUCUGAGAUCACUUUUUUCCAACAGAAAUUAAAAGGUGCUGGCUUCACUACAUGAGUUGAAGCUUUGUUGACGAUUUGUCACUGGUGUCAUAAUAAACGACUUAACGAAUAAGAAUGUAAAGCUGUUUUCACAGCAGAUAACUUGCUUGUAUAAAUCUAAUCACGUGCACUACUAAUAUUUACUUCUGUAUAUCUAAACUUAGAGACCUGUUGUAGUGGCUCCGACUCCUUCUCCAAACUGGAUGGCACUUUCUAUUUUUUCUGUCAUAUUUUGUACGCCACUUGGAAUAAUAGCCUUUAUGUUCUCUUAUCUGGUAAGAUAAUUUCGACUAUCGUUACUUUGCAUUUGCCUACCGGUCUGUUUACUUAUGAGCUACGGCUAAUCCUAACCCUAACCCUCGUAAGUUUGGGAAUACAGGAGGUGUGAGAGUGAAUCUGUUGUAUUUUUCUCAUUUCGUAGGCAAAUAGUAUUCUUAAAAAACUGUAGUGGUGUUCACGAGAAAGUAAAGCUCAGCAGCAGAAAUCGCAAAAAGGAACAAGAAAUGGGUACAGGCUCUCUUACUGAUCUUGUGCUCCCCUGGCCAUGUUAGAUCCUCUGCGUAUCCCAGAGGACACGUACACGUAUUUCGAAUGUAGUCAUCAUUUCCAACAAAUUAGAAAACUAAUAUACAAUUUUUAAAUUAUUCUUUUCCCUGAACUGACACUCCUUUCAUCUUAAGUUGCGCUAGAAAAGUAAUAAAUUCAUUAUAGCAACCUAUACACGAUGAAUUGAAUCCGCUAACAAUUGUGUGUAAACUGAUUAAACUUUAGCGUCCAAGAAGUUUACUAUCAAAUGUGUCCAUUUUUUACUCACAUAAUCUUUUUUUCACGUUCGGUUUCAGGUCAACGAGUCACUCAAAAGAGGAGAUCACCAAGAAGCAGUCAGAAACUCAAACGCUGCUAAGUGGCUAAAUGUGCUUGCCAUAAUAAGCGGUUUACCUUUGUGGAUAUUUAUUUUUUAUGUAAUAUAUUAG
Messenger RNA from Porites lobata, 6169 nucleotides. The record is from the annotation of a GenBank genome assembly. NCBI's taxonomy places the organism in Eukaryota, Metazoa, Cnidaria, Anthozoa, Scleractinia, Poritidae.